Messenger RNA from Pteronotus mesoamericanus, 2537 nucleotides. It is a transcript of the gene CCDC125, whose product is annotated as coiled-coil domain containing 125. Lineage: Eukaryota; Metazoa; Chordata; Mammalia; Chiroptera; Mormoopidae. The record is from RefSeq and is a predicted model, not a curated record. Bases 87 to 1634 code for a protein of 515 amino acids. The transcript is spliced from 12 exons. Gene Ontology annotation, biological process: negative regulation of Rho protein signal transduction; negative regulation of cell motility. Gene Ontology annotation, cellular component: cytoplasm.
GGCCGAAGGACGCGGCGGCGCGCGCGACGUGGCGGCUCGGUGCCGGGUAACCGGUUUUCCCUUCUGGUCCAGGCGGCAUCCGGCUGAUGAGCAGGGUGGAGAGGCCACCGGGGCCGGAGGGGGCGCAGGCGCAGACCUGCGAAUCAGAGGAUGAUGAUAUGGCCCAAGGCGAUUUAGGGUAUGGCCUCGGAAGAAUGCCCGGCAGUGCUUAUGAAGGGCAAAUUUCACCUUUAUUUACAUCUAGAAAAAGAUCAGAUGAAAGGAACUUUAGCCCUCUCCCAUUUCCAGGAAAGGGGGAAGAAAGAAGUGGCGCCAUUUUUCAAUAUUCCAGGACUAAGAUCUUGGAAGCUGCACGCCUUGAAGGGUCCAGAAUCUCCCAUCCCAGACAACUGAGCAGCCAGGAUCCUAAUUCAGAAUUAUCAAGUGUAGAAUUAAAGCAACGUCUUGAUGAAACAUUAGAGGAGGUAGAAAUUUUAAAAACUGAGCUUGAGGCAUCCCAAAGACAACUUGAAGCUAAAGAGGAAGCACUGAAAAUUCUUCAAAGCAUGGCAAUAUUUGGCAAAGCCACAAGUCAUACCCAGGUGCUACUUCAAAAAACUGUGGAACAAAAGAGAUCCUUGGAGAAGGAAAUAAAUGCCUUGCAGUGGAAAAUAGAAUUUGACCAGAAUAGAUUUAAAAAUAUAGAGGAAUCUUGGACCCAAAAGUUUGACAGGCUAAACUGUGAAAAUGCAGUCCUCAAAGAAACUUUGAAACUAAAAACAGAAGAAAUUAAAAUGCUGAAGUCUGAAAAUGCACGUUUGAAUCAACAGUAUCUGGAAGCCCUUGCGAUGCUUGAUGUCAAACAGCAGAAGAUGGUUCAGGAAACCACAUGCAAUGAUAAAAGUGACUUUGCAGAGGUUUCAGGUCUUGAGCUCACAGUCCUUGGAGCCUGCCUUUGUCUUGGUCCUGGAGGGAGCCCCUGUUCCUGCGCCCAAAUGGCAGCGUCUGCUCAGAAGAUGCUUCUCCAGCUCAAACAAGAGCUGGAUCUUUUGCAGAAGAGUAAAGAAGAAGCAUACAUAAUGGCAGAUGCAUUCAGAAUUGCAUUUGAGCAACAAUUAAUGAGGAAAAAUGACCAGGCACUAAGAUUGACACAAAUGGAUAAAAUGUGUAAAAAAGAAACAAAAUGGAUAAACUGGAAGCAAGUUAAAGAGGAUGGAUUGCUAUCACAAAGGACUAAGAAGACCUUAGGGCAGAAACUGAUGCGGAUGCUCCCUUCAGAAAACAGUUCUAAGAGGACUGAAGACCAGGACAAUCCUCGGGAAGUCUUUAAGAUGCUAAUAGAUUUGCUGAAUGAUAAAGAAGAAGCUUUGGCUCAUCAAAGAAAAGUUAGUUACAUGCUUGCUCGGGCGUUGGAAGAUAAAGCCACUGGCUCAAAAGGGAAUAAAGGAAAAAAUCCCACAAAAGACAGUUUUCCAUUAAAACUCCCCCAGCAGAAAACUACAGAAUUCUCUGUUUUGCGUGAUUCUGUACCUUCAAGUGUUCGAAUUUUGAAUUCUGUGGGCUGUAUCUGUUCAAUCCAGCAUCUUCAUACAGGUCAAAAUCGCACAAGAACUCUGAAAAGAUCCCAUUCUUUGCCAUCAAAUAUCAUGUUUUGAAGACAACCCAGUUGAAAUUAGAACCGAGAACUGUUUGUAUCAAGAGACUUUGAAAAAAGAUUGCGUAAACAUUGCUACAUCUUCAGAAGCUGUAUGUUUUCUGGUUAUUUCUAGAUUUUAGAAGGCAGCUUAAAUACUCAAAUGUUUUCUACAAGAAUUUAUUAGUACUCUGUGUAGACUAUUUUAUUUAUAAAAUACAUUACUAUAUUUUAUAAAAUUUUCAGUAUUUACCAACAAUUUAAAAACAAAAAUAUUAUUGUAUUGGGUUGGCCAAAAAGUUUUUUUUCCCUGUUAGAUGGCUCUAGUAGUGCUUAGUUGUUUUUAACUUCAUUUGAAACAAUUUUGUUAGAUUGUAUUGUGACAGCUGUCAUAUCAGUGUGCAUUAAAAAAAACCUAUCAAAAUUGGUGAAUUUUUAUGUAGCCAUUUUAAUAUUGAAGAUGGAAGAAAAUCCAUCACAUUUUUGACAUAUUAUGCUUUAUUAUUUCAAGAAAGGUAAAAUUGCAACAGAAAUGCAGAACAAGAUUUGUACAGUGUAUGUAGGAGGUACUGUGACUGAUGGUUAAAAGUGGUUUGUGACGUUUCCUGCAGGAGAUUUGUAACUGGACAAUACUCCACAGUCUGUUAGACCAGUUGAAAUUGAUAGUGAGCAAACUGAGACAUAAAUUGAAAACAAUCAUGCUAUAUAACACGGGAGAUAGCAGACAUACUCAAAAUAGCCAAAUCAAUAAAGUUAUUAGUGAAAGUGAAAAAUUUGUCUUUUUAUUUUAUGGAGAAAAACCAAAUGAACUUUUGGCCAACCCAAUAUUUUGAGAAAAACAAAAAUUAUUUAACUAUUUAGAUUGACUGUGGGGAUCUUUGGCUCAAGCACCAAUACAAUGUAAAUGAAUGCUCUAAGAAAUAAC